AUGGCUCUGACCCUUCGAAAUUCGUCCUACCAACAGGCAGCCCUGCACACAUCAACAGAACGCCUCACAACGGCUGCCACCCAAGAAGUGCCUGAACCACCCGCUUCCCCCGAGGCCGUCUAUUCUCCGCCCAAGACGGGCAUUAUCUCUUACUUACCUGCAUCAUGGGUUCCUUACGCCGAGCUGACCCGCAUGGAUAAGCCCGCGGGAACCUACUAUCUCUUCUUCCCCUGCCUCUGGUCGACCCUCAUGGCUGCGCCCAUGGUAGCUCCCAUGGCUUCUCCAGUUUCGGUCAUCGGGACUUCUCUGCUCUUCUUCUCGGGAGCCUUCAUCAUGCGCAGUGCCGGCUGCAGCAUUAAUGAUCUCUGGGACCGCAAACUCGAUCCUCAUGUUACCAGAACCAAAUUCCGUCCCAUCGCGCGGGGCGCCCUCACACCCUUCCAAGGACUCGCCUUCACCGGAGCUCAGCUUUUGGCUGGCCUGGGAAUUCUUCUCCAGUUUCCUACCUCCUGUCUUUUCUACGGCAUUCCGAGUCUGCUCCUUGUCGCCUCCUACCCCCUGGCCAAGCGAAUCACGUACUACCCGCAGGCCGUCCUGGGGCUGACAUUUUCCUGGGGUGCAAUGAUGGGCUUCCCCGCUCUCGGCAUCGACCUACUUUCCAACAGCGCAGCGCUGACAGCUGCGGCCUGCCUGUACUCCUCGAACGUUGCCUGGACAGUUCUGUACGACAUGAUAUACGCCCACAUGGACAUCAAGGACGAUGCCAAGGCCGGCAUCAAGAGUAUCGCUCUGAAGCACGACGCCGAGACAAAGCAAGUCCUGACGGGGCUGGCCGCUGUUCAGCUUAGUCUUCUCAGUGCUGCCGGGUUUGCCGCGGGCGCUGGUCCGGCGUUCUUCAUUGGCAGCGUCGGCGGAGCAGCAGUGACGCUCGGCGUCAUGAUUAAGCGCGUCAAACUUAAGAGCGUCAAAGACUGCUGGUGGUGGUUUGUUAACGGUUGCUGGAUUACCGGCGGCGUUGUCAGCCUAGGCCUCGCAGCUGAUUAUACUGUAAGAUACAUUCAGGAUGGAGAGGAGGACGUCAAGACUCAGGAACAAUAG
Messenger RNA from Colletotrichum graminicola M1.001, 1098 nucleotides. RefSeq names its product 4-hydroxybenzoate polyprenyl transferase. The record is from RefSeq and is a predicted model, not a curated record. NCBI's taxonomy places the organism in Eukaryota, Fungi, Ascomycota, Sordariomycetes, Glomerellales, Glomerellaceae. Bases 1 to 1098 code for a protein of 365 amino acids. Gene Ontology annotation, cellular component: mitochondrial inner membrane. Gene Ontology annotation, molecular function: 4-hydroxybenzoate polyprenyltransferase activity. The transcript has a single exon. Gene Ontology annotation, biological process: ubiquinone biosynthetic process.